AAGAGCAACCAACCAUCCACGACACACAACACAGCACAGCAGCGGCGGCGCAAAGGGAGCUCCGGCAAGAUGUCUCGGCUCGCCCGCGCUAGCCUGACUGCGGCGACGCUGCUCCUCCUCCUCGCUGCGGCGGCGGCUGCUGGCGGCCCGGCUGUGACGGGUCCGGCAAGCUGCCAGGAGGACGUGGUGGCGCUGAACGAGGCCUGCUACCAGUACGUGAAGAAGGGCGCGCCGACGGUGGCGCCGUCGCAGGAGUGCUGCGACGUCGUGCGGGGCGCAGACGUGCCCUGCGUGUGCAGGUACCUAGGCAGCCCCGGGGUGAGCGACAAUAUCAGCAUGGAGAAGGUGUUCUACGUCACCCAGCAGUGCGGCGUCAGCAUCCCCGGCAACUGCGGAGGAUCGAAGCAUGUCUGAAGCAGGAACAUGCCGGCUGAGUGGCAAGAUUGGAUAACAUGAGCAGCGCAGUUAGCACUACCAAAAUAAAUAUAAAUAAGACGUCCUGGUCAACUUAUAGUAAUAGGUGGACGAUGCCGUAGCACAAGGAAUGUAUUGCCAUUCAGUUGCUGAAGUUAUUUAUGUUAUACUUUGACUACGUUGCAGCUUGUUGCAAGACUGUUGUAUUGCCAUUCAGUUGCUAAAAUUAUUAUACUUUGACUA
This is a messenger RNA of Hordeum vulgare subsp. vulgare (domesticated barley), 657 nucleotides long. Its product is annotated as non-specific lipid-transfer protein 2G-like. NCBI's taxonomy places the organism in Eukaryota, Viridiplantae, Streptophyta, Magnoliopsida, Poales, Poaceae. The record is from RefSeq and is a predicted model, not a curated record. The transcript is spliced from 2 exons. Bases 70 to 414 code for a protein of 114 amino acids.